This is a messenger RNA of Bombyx mandarina (wild silkworm), 726 nucleotides long. RefSeq names its product prothoracicotropic hormone (gene PTTH). The record is from RefSeq and is a predicted model, not a curated record. Lineage: Eukaryota; Metazoa; Arthropoda; Insecta; Lepidoptera; Bombycidae.
AUGAUAGUGCAGUCAUUCGUGCCUAAAGCGGUAGCGCUGAAAAGAAAACCAGACAUUACUCGACCGAUUAUAUUAGUCAUUUUGUGUUACGCUAUUCUUAUGAUAGUGCAGUCAUUCGUGCCUAAAGCGGUAGCGCUGAAAAGAAAACCAGACGUGGGUGGUUUUAUGGUAGAAGACCAAAGCACACAUAAAAGUCACAACUACAUGAUGAAAAGAGCAAGAAAUGACGUUUUGGGAGAUAAAGAAAACGUCAGGCCGAAUCCUUACUACACGGAGCCUUUUGACCCAGACACGAGCCCAGAAGAAUUGUCCGCUUUAAUAGUUGAUUACGCCAAUAUGAUUAGGAAUGAUGUUAUUCUGUUGGAUAAUUCCGUUGAAACGAGAACACGAAAAAGGGGAAACAUUCAAGUUGAAAACCAAGCUAUCCCGGACCCACCUUGCACUUGCAAAUACAAGAAAGAAAUAGAAGACUUGGGCGAAAACUCUGUUCCACGCUUCAUUGAAACCAGAAACUGUAAUAAAACACAACAGCCGACCUGUCGACCCCCCUACAUUUGCAAAGAAAGUUUAUACAGUAUAACUAUUUUAAAAAGAAGGGAAACUAAAUCGCAGGAGUCUCUCGAGAUACCGAAUGAAUUGAAAUAUCGAUGGGUGGCGGAAUCUCACCCCGUCAGCGUGGCGUGUUUGUGUACAAGAGACUACCAACUACGAUAUAAUAAUAAUUAA